GACUGCAGGGAGGAGCUAGGUGGCAGGCAGGGACAGCAACAAAGUUGGGAACUUCUGAACAAAAUAAAUGGCUGCUGGGUGAGCUGAGUCCUGGGCUGUGACAGGCACAGAAUUUAUAGAUAAUCAAGAGGUCAAGAAGCUACUGGAUUAAUCAGGAAAGCCAAGGCUAAGUAGGAAGGAGCGACAACUAAAAUUUCUCUUGGGGAGGUGAAGAAAUAUGGGUACCGACACCAAACUGGUCAUCAGCACGGCUUUUACCAGCUUUUUCACCUUUCAGCUUCUUUUCCACUUUAUAAGUUAUUGGUUUUCAGCAAAAAUUUCUUCAGGUUUUAAUAGUCUCAGCUUCGAAAAGAGGAUUGAAUGGAACUCAAGGGUAGUAUCUACAUGCCAUUCUUUGGUGGUUGGGGUCUUUGGCCUGUACAUUUUCUUGUUUGAUGAGGCUACUAUUGCUGAUCCACUUUGGGGUGAUCCGUCGUUUGUGAAAGUGAAUAUUGCUGUUGCUUCAGGCUACCUCAUUUCUGAUUUGUUGAUUCUCAUUUUGUAUUGGAAAGUGAUUGGUGACAAAUAUUUUAUAAUUCACCAUUGUACAGCGCUGUACGCAUACUACUUUGUACUGAAGGAUGGAGUGCUGGCAUACAUUGGGAAUUUUCGCCUGCUUGCAGAACUUUCCAGCCCUUUUGUGAAUCAGCGGUGGUUCUUUGAAGUUCUGAAGUAUCCUAAGUUCUCCAAGGCUAACGUGAUCAAUGGAAUACUCAUGACGGUGGUGUUCUUCAUCGUGCGCAUCAUCCCCAUCCCUCCUUUGUAUGGCUACAUUUAUUCUGUGUUUGGAACAGAAGCCUACAUGAGGCUUGGAUUUUUAAUCCAAUGUUCCUGGAUCUCUAGUUGUGUUGUUUUGGAUGUGAUGAAUGUCAUGUGGAUGAUCAAAAUCUCAAAGGGGUGCAUCAAAGUCAUCUCUCUCAUCAGACAAGAGAAAGCCAAAGAUAGUCUUCACAAUGGAAAACUUGACUAAAAGUGGGCUGUUGAUAAGCAUACUUCAUUAUUACCCACAUUAUAUCUACUGAUAGAUGAAUUCUUGGCAUGUUCUUGUGCUUCUUUAUUAAUUAUACUUGUUAUCCAGGGUUUCAGUGUCUUUUUGUUUUAACCUUUAGAACAGAAAAACUAAAAGUUAGUUUUUAUCCCAAGAUUUCUUUUCUGAUUUUCUUCUGCAUUAUAAGCAUGGGUAAAAUCUUAAAGGUUUAAAUAAAAACUUAUAAAUAUAGCGGUGAAUCUUUUCAGAAUCUGAUAACCUGCAUUGGUAUUCUCUGUGAAAAGAUGACUAUGCUUACUUGGUGCACUUGGUUUUAUAUCACCAAUUUUGCUGAAAGAAUGGGAACUGCUUUUAAAUCUGUAUAUAGCUUUCAACAUUUUGCUGUACCACACUCAUUUCUUCCUAUGGCUGUCAAUACCUAUGUAGGGUUUAAUUUCUACAUUGUUGAAAUAUUCUUUUUCUUAGGCUAUUAGAAGUGAUAUAUUUUUCAUUUAGAUAUGCUAUCAUCUAUUAAUGAUGAAGUAUUUUACUUACUUUGGGACAUUUAAUUAGUUCAGACAUGGAAAAUACUUCUUGCAUUUUUAGAUUUUUCAGACAUCAUUUUAUUAUUUCUAUUUUUAGCAUUUUAUCAAAUUGUUGCUUUUUCAUUUUAUGUAAGGCUUAAGACAGAUUUUAUAGAGCUCCUUAAGAGAUGAAUUUCUCCUUUUAAAGAUGCAUGUUAUAGAUGACUAUUUAGGCUAAUAGGAGGAAUCAUUAAGAAAAAGCUUUAACAGUGCUGUAUUCAUCUGCUUCCCUUAUACUUUUUCUAUGAAAAAUAUAUUAUUUCUGUUCGCAAAACUUCCCCUGAGUUUAGAACCCAACAUCAUCAGCACCAGAGUCUUUGCAAUAUGUAUUUAUCAUGCUCCUGAGGUAGGCCUCCUCUUAAUGAGACCAAAACUACAAAAAAAAAAAAAAUCAGUAUUCAUAUUUUACUCACAGUUUAUACCCAUGCUUGUUUAGUCAGCAUUUUGAGUGCUUUGAAUUUCUAUCUUUCCUAAAGGACAGGAAAAAAAUAGAUAAUUUAAUCCAAGUAUUCUGAUGAUCAGUAUUAUUGUCUUAUAUGAUGACAAAUGACUGGUGACUAUGGUUUUUUGUUUUUGUGUGUGAGUAUAUGCUUGCUUUUGCUUUGGUUCUUGCAACCCAAAUAUAGAAUUAUAUAGUUAGCUAUUAUUGCCUUUAUUUAUUUUUCUCAAGCACUUGACUUUAUGAUUGUUCUUACCUAAGAAAAAAGAAAUUUAAUUUAACCAAUGGUGAAUACUUGAAUUUGACUGAACUCAAACCGAAAGAUCUAAUCCAUUCAGUUUCUCAGUUUGAAGGAGAAUGUUUGACUCUCUUUCGUUGUUCAUGUUGUGCUGAUGAAGGAAGACUAGCUGGGUGUACCAAAUUUUUCGUUUAAUUUGAUUUCAUUUGAUUUGGCUGUCCAAAGCAGAUAGAGCCUGAUACGUUUUAGAAUGUUUAAAGAAGGUCAUUGAAAUCUCAGUCAAUAACUAAGUGAUAAAAUGAGAUUGGCUUAUACUCGGUACACUUAUCUUUGAAAGACGUAAAGCAAUGUAAAAUACAGGUGUUUGUUUUUAAAGCUACUAAUAUUACAUUGAUGAUUUGUUACAAAUUGUAGUGCCUUCCACAUCACAGGCACUUAAACACGUAUUGGUUGUAUAGAGGGGGUAGGAAAGCAUGUGGUUUUAUCUUCUUCCUUGCUUGCUGUUUUGCAAGAAAACCAGUUUUUUAAAAGGAAAACAUUUAUAUUAGGAAACUGUUUUGGAAAUUCAUUCCUUUAGAAAGUAACAAAACAUGAAAUAAAUAUUUUUGACUCUUUGAAUAUUUCUGUAGUUUCUGAACACAGAUUUUAAACCCACCAUCAAAAUGAUAUUAGAAAGCGAUAAUAUUAGUGAGUUUCCAUUUAGCAGUUUCAGUUUUUAUAGUUUCUAUUUCAUGCUUAAAACUUCAUUUUUACUUUCAUUGACAGCACCUUUCCUUAGUGUAGCUGCUCAUUAAAUAAGUACAUUAAAAGUGUCAAUGUUUUGACCUGGUUUGUUAUUCCCUUAGUCAGCAAUUCUUAUUUUAUGCUGGCUGCGUGACAGCCAGUUCAGCACCCAGAGUCAAUAUCCAAACAUAGAUUCUACGUAUUUACUCAUACAACAGACAUGAAAUGGAAAAGACGCUACAAACUGCCCCUGCUUCAAGUCUGAUCUGUACAGGAGCUAUACUUGGCUGUUCUGUGAUUGUAUCCACCUACCUAAGAAACAAGUCAAGACAGAACAUAUCAUUUAUCAAACGAUGAAUUUUUCAUUCAUUAAAUGACAAAUUUUUGCUAGACAUUUUACUUAUUAAGUAUUUUGACUACAUGGAUUAAUUUAAAUGAUUCUAUUAGGCACUCUGAUAUUUAACAACUGUUAAAAUAUUUAUACAAAAUAAAAGCAAAUUGGUACAAAUUUUUAAGCAACUCUAUUUUUAUAGAAAAGGAUUAGGGACAACCUGUAACUAUCAAGAUGUUCUUUGAAUGUGUAGUAGACUGGAAAAUAAAAAUUCUUACAAAAUUUUGAAAAUGAAGGAAAAUCAAAUAAAUAGUAUGCAAGAUCAUAAAUUCUGCAUUAGAUAUUUUCUUUGGGAGAAUUUAAAAAUUAUGAGCUUGAGUUUAUAGAGUUUGCAUUCUUGUGUCUAAAAUCUUUUUAAUAAGUAUUGUUUGCAUUUGUUUAAAACUCAAAAUGGAGUUAUGUAUGAGUGCAAAGAAAUUAACUCCUGCUUUAAUUGUAUCCUGAUAUGUUAUAGUAAGUUGAAAUGUAAUUUUUAUUCCAACUGUUUGAUUUUACUUCAAGGAUUAGCCCUAUGUUAAGAGAAAUAAUAAUGUCUUCACCAUUCCUAAGGGUGACUCAUAUACUGUGGAGGACCCAGUACUGUUAUAAAGGCCUAGUGUUAAAAACUGCCUAGUUUAUAGGUAUUUGAAUCAAAUUCUUUUCUAAAUUUUAAUAAUCUAUUUGACUCAAAUCAAGUUUUCGCUGUAGUAUCAGUUUUAAAAUUGUACACUUUCUCUGAGGUGCGUUGGGCAUAUGGAACAUGGUUCUUCACCGGUGUGAAGAGCCAGCUUUACUGUCGGUUACACCAUUUGUUACCAGGUGUUUAGAAAUAUUUUUCUCAUGGAGAUAUAUAGGGGAAAGUAUGCUGUAAUAUUCAUGUUUGUUCUGUUUCAUUUUUAAAGGAAAUAAACAUGUUCCAAAAGACAUUAUUAAAAUAAAUGUUUGAACAAAUUUCAGUUUCCAGGUUACUCGCAACUCCAAAUAUGUAAGUAUAUAUUUGAAUUGGCUUUAAGUGGUUUAGUCUGUUGGAUGAAAUAGAAGAGUCCAUGUAAUUGUUGACAUUAUCAAUUAUACUUCAUAGAAGACUAUUUAUGUGUUUUGGAUCCUAUAAGAAGCAAACUCAUAUAAUUUUAUCAGAAAUGUGGCACGGUGUUUCUCAACAGGUACAGACCAGCCCAGCAGUGAGACCCUCUCCUGUCUCACUGUGUCAGGAGGCCCUGGGCACACACACACCUUCCCAGCCUUAACCACAGCUGGUUGACGACAGACACACUAAAGCUACUGAAAGUGAGUUCUGACGUUAAACACAUAUGACAUGGAUGAGAACAGUGAAAAGCCAGCAGGAGCUGGAGUUGGAGGAGACACCAUGACUGAUGUUCCCUGAAAGCCAUGAUGCUUCUCCCUCCAUCUAGAAGUUUUUUCUCUGAAUCCUUCCAGCCCUUCCAACUCCUCCUCCUAGUACCCUAAAGGCUUCAUCAGCACUUCCCUCCCUUAUGCUAACACCUUUCUAUGUCAACUUCUGAGGCCUCACCAUACCUGCAAGCUUCCCAGUCUAUUGUGGCAAAUUUAUAAGUUUACAAAUAUGUUCUUUCAUUGAAAAAAACUAUUGCAGUAAGUUUAAGUAGCAAUCAGACAACCCAUAAUUUACUAAGAGGCUAAAGGAAGUCAUUUAGCAUUUAAUAAGACUUGUUUACAACAUGAAGCAAAGCUAAUAAUGUUAUGGUUUUACUGAGAAACAUCUGUGGUCUCUUUUUCUUAAACUGGUUUGGCAAUAAGAGCUUUAAAGCAUGUUUCAGCUGGGGAUUCAUUGUAGGCGUGUAAAUUAUCUAAAUGUUCUCCCGUAGACCCUACAACAGGAGGAAGAGGCACUGAAGUAGCUCUGUGUUAGGAGGGGGUGGUGGUCUGUGGCAGCAUUGUUGAGUCCUGCUCUUUAAUCGAGCAAACUUAGUCAUGGUCAUGUUACUCUUAAAACAAAGUUAUCAGCAAAUAGAUUAUGCAAGGUGUUUCCCAAAGUACAACCUCCAAGGACUUGAGCCCUAUCCCUUUGCAGCCUGGACCUCAAACUGCCUCGACUAGCUUUGAUAAUAGGACAUACUUUAUUGGAGGAUAUUUUGGAUAGCAGCAAAGAACUGAAGGCAGCUGCUAAAGAUUGGUUUGUUUGCAUUGAAAUGUUUACACCGAUUCCCUCUGAGCAGUAGACAGUUUUGCUAUCAGGCCCUAUAUUUAAGACCAAAAACAGAAAUAUUUCUAAAUUUCAAAGAUAGAAAUACAACACCUCUGGCUGGAAACGCGUUCAUCUUCAUCUGUAUAUUUUUUUCUUUAUAUCUUUAUGUAAUUCUUUCUGUAAAUGUGCAUUAAGGUAUUUGCUACUUCUUGGUGAAUGAAGUCUAAAAAUAGAACUAUAAAUAAAAUAUACUAUAUAUUUUUCUGUUUCUUGCUUGGUUUGCUUCCACUAUGAUUGUGUCUACUUUUUACUUAAGGAAUUUUUACAUAGAUGAUACUCUCUUACUAACUUGUAACUAGGAUGAGUUAUGAGAUUUUUUGGUAAUUAUUAGAAUUUGUAAUAAUAAUAACUUUUAGACAUAGAUUUAAUUCGAAAAAGUUACUUGAAAACUGCAGUAACUAUGAUAGCUAUAGAGAUAUAUACACAAUUUUUUUCUGAGAAUAUAUAACAUUAAUAUUUAAUUGUCAUAAAGAUUUUGGAAAUCUUUCAAAAUACAUUUAACAUUUUGAGAACACACCUUCUAAUUUAUUUCCAUAAGGCUGAAGAUGUUUUGUUUUAUUUACAAAAUGUAAGACCUGGUAACUUACAAAUCAGUGUUACUCAGACUUAUCAGCAAUUAAAAUAGCAAUUUCGUAUUUUUUAUUUUGGUUUUUGGUUGUGCUUUAUUUGUAGGGAUUAAUAAAUACCUUUAGGUAUUUCCCUUAAAAUUUCAAAAUGUUUGUAUACUUUAUUUGUGUGCAAUUUUAAAGUAUAUGCAAAUUCUAAGCAAUAAUCUGCAUGUUAUACAAGGUUGGCAUUACUUUGUCAUGACAAUUUUGUUUAAUAUUAAUUUUGAGAAUGUGUCUAAAAUCAAUAUCUUAUAUAUAAAUCACCCCUCCCCUCCAAUGAAAACCUUGGGAUUGUCUUGUGUUAGAACACUACUAUAAUGUGGUGCAAAGCUUUGUAUUUUGUGAAAAAAUUUAAUAAAAUCACAAUUACUUAGUGCAAAA
This is a messenger RNA of Ceratotherium simum simum (southern white rhinoceros), 6573 nucleotides long. Lineage: Eukaryota; Metazoa; Chordata; Mammalia; Perissodactyla; Rhinocerotidae. The record is from RefSeq and is a predicted model, not a curated record.